Molecule: messenger RNA, 390 nt
Organism: Wickerhamiella sorbophila
Lineage: Eukaryota; Fungi; Ascomycota; Dipodascomycetes; Dipodascales; Trichomonascaceae
Product: Glyoxalase domain-containing protein 5
Exons: 1
Coding region: 1-390 (129 amino acids)
Molecular function (GO): metal ion binding; lactoylglutathione lyase activity
Source: RefSeq, a predicted model, not a curated record
AUGAUACAAAUUACUAGAAUUGACCAUGUUGUUUUCACAGUGAAGAGUAUAGCAAGGACUUGCGAGUUCUACUCCAAAGUUUUAGGCUUUCAAGCUGUGACGUUUGGUGCCCAAGGCCGGAAGGCUCUUACUUUUGGCCAACAAAAAAUCAAUCUACAUGAAGCUGGCAAAGAGUUCGAGCCGAAGGCCGAGUUCCCCAUUCCAGGCUCAGUCGACCUUUGCCUUAUCACUGAGACGCCCAUAGAUAAGACAAUUGCUCAUUUAGCCUAUUGCAAUGUGAGCAUUGUGGAGGGUCCUAUCAAAACGACAGGAGCACUUGGCCCAAUACUAUCCGUCUACUUUCGUGAUCCAGAUAUGAACUUAAUUGAGGUAUCAAACUAUCUGAAAUAG